Molecule: messenger RNA, 1336 nt
Organism: Dama dama (fallow deer)
Lineage: Eukaryota; Metazoa; Chordata; Mammalia; Artiodactyla; Cervidae
Gene: RPL26L1
Product: ribosomal protein L26 like 1
Exons: 5
Coding region: 482-1144 (220 amino acids)
Biological process (GO): ribosomal large subunit biogenesis; cytoplasmic translation
Cellular component (GO): ribosome; cytosolic large ribosomal subunit
Molecular function (GO): structural constituent of ribosome; RNA binding
Source: RefSeq, a predicted model, not a curated record
UGCCUUGAGGUUAAGGACCUCAGUUAAGGACCUCAGCUAACCAGUGAAAUAUGAUCGAAAAAUGGAAGGAUCUAGGAAAACUAAGCUGAAUACUUUGGAGAGGCCUGGUAAAGGGCUGUGGUGAAACAUGAAAAUUUGCUUUUUGAACAGACUUCUCAGUGACUGUGAAGAAGCAAGUCAGCCAAUUGCAUUUAAAGCACCACAAUGUUUAACCACCCCGAUCAUAUGCCUAAACAACCUGUGAGGAGGCUAACAAGGGCAAAGAGUUUUGAGUAGGAAAGAGACUAUUAAUAAUGUGCCUUUAAAAAGAACAGGUGGCUUCCUUGGUUGCUCAGCUAUACAAAAUCUGCCCCUGCAAUGCGGAAGACCCAGGUUCGAUCGCUGGGUCGGGAAGAUCCCCUGGAGAAAGGCGUGGUAACACAUUGCUGUAUUCUUGCCUGGAGAAUCCCCACGGACAGAGGAGCCUGGUGGGCUACAGUCCAUGGGGUCACUAAGAUUAAGACACGACCGAGCGACCAAAACACACAUCAAGAGAACAUCAACAAGGCCUUUUGCAAGCCCUACAAAAUGCCCUUUCUCCCGGGCAGCACCAAGUCACCGGGUCCCCGGGCCUGAUCUCCGGCGCCGCCUGGUCACCCAGGGUCCCUGGAAAGGAGCCACUGCGAUCCCACCCCAAGCCUCAGGGGGCGCUAUUCAGGCGAACACCAUGAAGUUCAACCCCUUCGUGACCUCGGACCGGAGCAAAAACCGCAAACGUCACUUCAAUGCCCCCUCCCACGUGCGCAGGAAAAUCAUGUCGUCUCCACUCUCCAAGGAGCUGCGACAGAAGUACAACGUCCGCUCCAUGCCCAUCCGCAAGGACGACGAGGUCCAGGUGGUUCGAGGACACUACAAAGGUCAGCAAAUUGGCAAGGUAGUCCAGGUGUAUAGAAAGAAAUAUGUCAUCUACAUUGAACGGGUGCAGCGUGAGAAGGCUAAUGGCACAACUGUCCACGUGGGCAUUCACCCAAGCAAGGUGGUCAUCACCAGGCUAAAACUGGACAAAGAUCGGAAGAAAAUUCUUGAACGCAAAGCCAAAUCUCGACAGGUUGGGAAAGAGAAAGGAAAAUAUAAGGAGGAACUUAUUGAGAAAAUGCAGGAAUGAAUAUACCCUGUUGCACAACCGUGGUUUAUCUGUAGGUUUUUUGCCUGGCGUGUAGUCCUUUAAAACUUUUCAAGAUGUCUCUCUCUGGAGUAUUUUAUUUCCUUCCCGUUUUGUUAUUAUUAUUUAUGUGGCUCUGUAAAUCCACUUUUGCUGUUUUGGUUAAUAAUUUUAUGAAUAAAAAUUGGAAAUGCU